AGCUGCGCGGGUUGCGGGCCCGGAGCGCACGUCUUGGGCGGAUUGGGACCCAGAGCAUCCCACGGACCAGGCGCUGCGCUGCAGAUGCUGCUGCGUGGGCGUGCACUUCAGCAGCACCGCGUCCUCCCAUCCUUCCAUUCCUCCCAGUUUUCAGGUCUUGAAAACUUCGCCACCUUUGGUAUUUUGAGCCGGAUAAUUCCUUGUGUGUUUGCUCGCGUGCGUACGUGUGUAUGUGUGUGUCCCUUUCAUUAGAUGUUAAGCAGCAUCCCUGGCUGUAUCUGUCAGCAACCUGGAUCGUUCUUCCUCCGCGUUCCUAAAGAGCUGGAGGCCUCCAGGCUUUGCCAGCUGACACCUGUGGGGCAAAUUGCCGCUGUUUUUCUCCUUCGCGUUGAGAACCUUUAUCUGCGUCACAUUUUCACAGAGCCUCUAUGGAAGCAGCUGCGCAUGUCUCAGUCACUGCGGAGUCCCAGGUACCCAAAGGGGUGCAGGUGACAUGGUGGGCGCCUGAUGGUUAGCAAAGAAAUAAAUGACAUCUCGCCUGUGACAUGUCGGGUCCUGAGUUCCUUCAAGACUGUACGUUGGAUUCCUGGAGCCCUUGGUAGUUUUCUGUGCACAGAUAGCACCUGUUAGCAUAUCAGACUGAUCCUCAGUGUAAAGAGGACUGGAUUCCUGCUGCUGAUACAAUGCAAGCGUUAGUGCCCUCAGACAUGAUGGCAGGCAUCUCCCCAGACCCUUCAGCUUUGCCUCUGAGUGAACAAAGCAGGGUCCCCAGAGUGGGUACUCUGAGGGGCCAAGAAAGUAUGUUAAGAGAUGACCUGGAGUCUUUCAGGCAGAAGUUCAGGUGGUUUUGUUACUCACAGGAAGAAGGACCCAGAAAAACCCUGAAUCAACUCUGGGAACUCUGCAAGCAGUGGCUGAGACCAGACAUUCACACCAAAGAGCAGAUCUUAGAGCUGUUAGUGUUCGAGCAGUUCCUGAGGGUUUUGCCUGGAGAGAUGAGGAUUUGGGUGAAUUCUCAGCAUCCUGAGAGUAGUGUGGAGGUGGUGACCCUGGUAGAAGAUUUGAACCAAACCCUUGAAGAAAAGGAAGAUUGUAACACUCAGGCUCCUGAUGUUUGCAAAGAGGAAGAUUUGGGAGAAGAAGCGAUGGCGGCAGCUCCUCCAAGUGCUGAGGUGGCGGCUCCUCCACGUGCUGAGCCAGGUGAAGCUGUAACAUUUGAGGACGUGUCUGUGGACUUUACCAGAGGAGAGUGGAAGCUGCUGGAACCUUCUCAAAGGGAGCUAUAUAAGGAGGUGCUGCUGGAGAACUUAGGGAGCCUAGAAGUUCUGGGCUCUCCUGUUUCCAAAUUAGACUUGAUUUCCCAUCUGAAGUGGGUUAAGUUGCCAAGGGUACUGGAAAAAGAACUCUCAAAAGACCCCAGUCCAGGAGAGUCGGUAAAAGAGAGUGAGUCUAGAAGUGAAUUGGAUGCUUUUAUGGAAGAGUUGACUUUAGAGAAAACAGUAGAGUACUGCUUCAGCGGCGGUGGCUAUGGCCUGAAGACAGAAUUCCAGAAGCGGCUUGGCAAACCCGAGAAAGACCAUGGCAGGCGGAAGAGCCAUGAGAGUAAGGAGGCUGGGUCAGGAGAGACGCCCUCUGGGAAGAAUAUCAAGCAAAUUUCCGCCAUGCUCAAACAUCGGAAAGCCCUCUUAACAAAGAUGUCUCAGAGGUCUAAGGAAGGCAAGAAACCCUUCAGCUUUCAUUCAGCUCUUGUGAACCGCAGAGAGCUCAGUGGGGGGAAGUCCAGGAAAUGCAGUGAUGGUGAGAAGGACCCACGUCGCCCUUUGUCUCCUACUGAACGUAAGAGACAUCCUAAAAUUGGUUCGCUGCGUAAGACCGAGAAGUGUAGUAAGUGCGGGGUAGACUUUACUCAAAUCCUAGGGUGUAUUGAAAGCUCUCAGUGUGAAAAAUGCAGGAAGAAUUUAUUUCAAGAUGAAACCUCAAGUAAGGACCAGGAAGCCGACACUGAAGAGCCCCGUAAGUGUAAGAAGUGCGGGAAAGCCUUGGAGUCCGGUUCAAAACGCUCCGUGUGUGUUGAAUGUAGAAAUGCUCACAAAGCUAGCCCCUCCCUCAAGCCACAGGGCAAAACUGGCAGGAGAAAGAAGUCUUACAAGUGUGACGAGUGUGGGAAGCGCUUUGCCGAGGAGAGUGAUUUCAGUCAGCAUCAGAGAAUUCACACCGGAGAGAAGCCCUAUGUGUGUAAACACUGUGGGAGAGCUUUCAGCGACAACUCAUCAUUUUGUCAGCACCAGAGAAUUCACACCGGAGAGAAACCAUAUACGUGCAAGGAGUGUGGGAAAUCCUUCACUCACAGUUCUUCUCUUUCAAAACAUCAGAGGAUACACACCGGAGAGAAGCCCUAUAAGUGUAAGGAGUGUGGGAAAGCCUUUAGGCAGAAUUCUUGCCUUACCCGACAUCAGAAGAUCCACACCGGAGAGAAACCGUUCUCGUGUAAGGACUGCGGGUUGUCGUUUCGCCUCUUUAGCAGCGUCAUGUAUCAUCAAAGACUCCAUAAGGGAGAAAAACCCUACAAAUGCCCUCACUGUGAGAAGGGUUUCCCCUCGCAUUCCCGCCUCAGUCGGCAUUUGAGAAUCCACACCGGUGCGAAACCAUACAAGUGUAAAGACUGUGGGAAAACUUUCAGGCAGAGCUCGUCGCUUAAUUUGCACAUCCGAACCCACACUGGAGAGAAGCCCUACAAAUGCAAUCACUGUGGCGCGGCCUUUACCCGCAGCACGAUCCUCAUUGAACAUGUCAAAACUCACACUAGAGUAAAGUCCGAGUGUAAGAAGUGUGGUAAGACCCUUAAAAGCCGCUCAGCCAACCUUAGACAUCAAUGUACACGGUAAUCCUGGGACCGGGGGAGGGUGGAGGGGAGGUUAGUUCAGAUUGUGCCCUUAUUUAAAAGCUCGAAUCGGAAACGACCCACCGCAUCGAUGAGAAGCUUUUCACCUUCAGUGAGGUCCCAAACCGGGACUUCUUCCCCAUUGAUCCCUCUUCUUGAGGGCGGUCAGUUUCGAUUAGACCUGGUAAAGUCACGUUGACGCGGAGAAAGUGUAAAGUGAAAUGAUUCUGAGAAGACAAACGUAAGUUCGAAAAACACUUUCCUUAAGGAAUUCUCCCUUUGGUCACCCUUUCACUGCCGUACCUUGGAAAGAACAUGACGGGACUCCUUAACCUGGGUUCCAUCCCAGUUUGCCAACCAACCACUGUGUCACCUUCAACAAGUCACGUGGACCUUCUGAAGGUUAAGUUUCUUUACCAGUGGAGUUAAAGAGGUGAAGACUUCUCAGUUCUCUUCUUAUCU
Rattus rattus (black rat) is the source of this 3343-nucleotide messenger RNA. It is a transcript of the gene Znf483, whose product is annotated as zinc finger protein 483. The transcript is spliced from 6 exons. Bases 684 to 2885 code for a protein of 733 amino acids. Gene Ontology annotation, biological process: negative regulation of transcription by RNA polymerase II. NCBI's taxonomy places the organism in Eukaryota, Metazoa, Chordata, Mammalia, Rodentia, Muridae. The record is from RefSeq and is a predicted model, not a curated record. Gene Ontology annotation, molecular function: DNA-binding transcription repressor activity, RNA polymerase II-specific.